CAGAUAAAGAGAACGUUUAUUUGGUUCUUUUUGAAAACCUAAGAUAGCAGACGAGCAUACGGGCAUAGGGUGUGUCCUGUGUUUGUUACGUCAUAUCCGUUGUCUCAGUAACGGACGCGUUGGUACAUGCGUUUGUUGUUUUGACGGAUGCGUUCGUAUGUGGCUGCAGGUCUUAACCGUCUUAACCUCUUAACCUCGACGGCCUCGAAAGGAAGACCACCCUCUUGUCAAGCUUUCAUCAGAAAUGCCGUCGACAUUAGACAGAUCACGGCAGCAGUGGUUUCGAAGACGACCUCUCCUUCGAACGGCAUAUAUAACGGACCUUCAGUACGGUAGCUACAUAGCAGGGAUAUAUUCAAUAGUUGAAAGCAUCUUCAUGAUCUUCCUGGCAAUCUUCGACAUCUACUGCCUCGCGGAAGCAUCGCCAGGAUCACGUCAUUAUCGGUACAUCGGAUUCAGCUUCCUGUUCGUGUACAGUGGAAAUCAGCACGUGCGUCACCUGCUCAUCUUGUGUUCCAUCAUCUCUUUUAUUGUGAGCGUCUGUCUCCUGGCCACAUCCGUCAUGAUGGUCGUUGCACUGAGAAAAGAACAAGAAGCAAAAUUUCGGCCGUGGCUGCUGUUCAUGUUCUUGUUCACCUCUUGGAGGGUUGUGGCAAUCAUCUACCGUUCCAUUGUCAAUGACUUGUACUUCUCUUAUCAUCAAGCCAUGCUGGUCAUUUGGAUCCUGUUCAUUCUGAUUAACGGAUUUGCUUGGUUGGUGGUGUACUCCAACUAUCAGGAGUUAACAGACAUUACGAGACUGGAAGACAUGGCUAAACUCAAGAUGGGAACAUUGAGCAGCCUGAAUGCCUCUCGUUCAGUAUCACGUCACUCCAUAGACUCCAUGAAGAACACCAGCCUACACAAUACAAGUUUCCAGUCCACCACCAGUGCCAAGGUAUCUCUCUCCACUGCAUCUGCGUGACUCUUCUCCAUCGUCUCCUGCCCUUUUCACCUUUGUGAAGUCUAUCCUAGCCCUAGCUCAACCUCUUAUGAAAACCCAGACCCUAGAAAUUCUGCAAGCUGCUAUCUUUGAUGAAGAAAUCUAUCGCGCGGCGUUUAUAGGUGUCAUGCUCGGAAAGUGUACUCUUUGCAGUUGUGUCGAAAAUGUUGUACAAAGUGCCUUUUCCACGACGUUUAGGUAUGGUGGACACAAAACUUUGGUUACGCUCGUUGUACAUGCACACCUGGUGUGUUUCUCAUUGGCAUCUGCAAAGGCUAACUGACACAUUUUUGGGACCAGCUAAUAGAAUGCCAUAAUUUCCAGUGGAGAGGCUUCUACAGCCACUUUCUGAAUAUUGUUGAUUGCUUACCUGUAAUGCACGCCCUUAAUACUGUACUUACUCACAUACCUGAUGGUGAUGUACGGGAAAGUUACCAUUCACUCCAGGGCACCGACUGAGAAAUUUCAGGGAUAUGGUAGUCCUGGCGUAAUUAAGGAGCAAGGAAAUAACGCAUUCAUCAAGCACUGUAUCAGGAGCCAUCAUACACAGUGGUUUGGCCGCAUGAUGUCUCGCAAAACUUGUUCACCAUACCUGAUCUCCUGGCGUGAUCAGAUCAGUAUGACAUAGUGUCUCGUUUCUCACUCAAAGUUGGUUCACUGCGGACACGAUGCAGCAUCACGGAGUGACAUCAACAUCCAUUUACAUGUUCCAUGGAGGAUCUUUCUCGCACGCUAUGUGAUGAUUGCAUAGGAUAUUCUUUGCAUCGCAGCCUAAACAACAACAACAACAAAAAUCUGCAAGUGACUCGCGUUAACUGUGCGAGUAAAUACGGCUGUCAAGUCGUGUCAGUUCUCUCCAUUCAACAUGCGUUUGAGUGUACAUUCCCAUAGUGUAAUAACGCAGCCCAGUGUUUUUCAUCUCCUGUCUGCAUAUAUUAAUGCACCCCUCUCACAUUGGGUGGCUUUUAUUUAACAUUUGUGAGUGUUGAAAUUUCUGAAUCUCAUUUUCAUAAUGCAGCUUAAAAAUGGUGUCGUGAUUUGGGCCAGACUUUUGUGUUCCAGUCUUUUAGCACUGAGAAGUAACAAAAUUUUUAAAUUGUCCGAGUCUUUGACAACAUGGUCUGUCACCGGUUGUGCCGCAUUAAAUAUAGUCUGGACCAAAAUGAAAAAUGUGAACACUCGAGGUAACCGAUACAAGACAGCAAAAUUUGCAGCCCAGUAAAAUUUAGUGGUACAUUUAGAACUAAACUUUGGAUGUAAUCGUCACCAGUUUCUGGGUGCUACUUGGCAAAGCAUCGGACAAAAGAUGUUCCCAACGCAACCCUCGGUCACAGUUACCUCCUUUGAUUUUUGCAAAGUUGCGCAUCAUUCAGAAGCCAUGUGUAGUCCCGAACGAUGCCAAAAGUACAGGAGGUUGCAGCCUGCAAUUUUACGUAGUAUCAUUCACACAUGCAUCACAUUGGUUGACAUUUUUGCCUCCAGUGGGCCCCAAGAUCAAGGGGCGUAAAAAUGUACACUUUUGACAAACCUGCGGCUUGCUACAGGAGACUCAUCACAUGAUCAGAGAAACAUAUUGUAGCAUUACGACAAAGAGUCGGUUACGUGCUCACCUACACCCGAGAUUGAAAAGCACCAUUUUAUAGGCUCGUAUUUUUAUAGCACCCAUUCCAUGUGGCCAAGCAUUUCCGUCCAGUGUUUUGUUGUUGCGCUUAUUGCGAGCAGAUUAUUCAUAUAUAUAUACAGAAUCUUCUAUAGUGGAAAUAAAUAGACUUUUCAGUA
Ornithodoros turicata is the source of this 2761-nucleotide messenger RNA. RefSeq lists its product as uncharacterized. The coding region runs from base 245 to 964 and encodes 239 amino acids. The transcript is spliced from 8 exons. Lineage: Eukaryota; Metazoa; Arthropoda; Arachnida; Ixodida; Argasidae. The record is from RefSeq and is a predicted model, not a curated record.